Messenger RNA from Camellia sinensis, 2110 nucleotides. RefSeq names its product serine/arginine repetitive matrix-like protein. The record is from RefSeq and is a predicted model, not a curated record. Lineage: Eukaryota; Viridiplantae; Streptophyta; Magnoliopsida; Ericales; Theaceae.
AAGGACUGAGCCACGUUGCCCAACUUUGACCAAUCAUACAGCUGUCAAAUUCCUAUUCGUCUAAACACAUGGACCCGCUGUACGAUACUGUUAUUUAUUUAUACACACCCUAUUUAUUUAUACACACCCUAUACUAUUCUCCGAUAGUCACACUCUCUCUCUCUCUACACUCUACACUCUACACCGCGCUACGCUACAAACAACGCUCCUCCAAACCCUAGCUAAGCGGGAACAAUACUCUCUCUCUACAAAAAUCUCCUCCUCUCUCUCUCUGUCUCUCUCUCUCUCUAGAGAUCGGCAUUUUCUGGCGAUGUGAUUUCUGCAACUGCACAGUUGUCCGUUUCAACACCUGGUCUGAGAGUGAGAGAGAGAGAGAGCAUCAGAUUCUGAUAGCGUAGAUCUUAUUUAGAGGAAAAAUUGUAUUUGUUGUUGCAUGAUCGCCGGAGAUGGCUUCAGCUUGCGUGAACAAGAUUGGAAUGUCGCCGGAUAAUUUUCUGGACCUUCCGCCUACUUAUCCUUCGUACGGUUGGUUGAGUCCUCGAAUCUCAUUCAGCCGAGAGAUUCCUGACGACGAAGCAUCGAAGAUCACCGGAGGAAAGCUGGAAAAGGAGGACGUUGCUCCGGAAUCGUCAGAUCCGGAAGUUUCUGGGAAGGAUUUUGGUGAUUUCGAGUUCAGACUUGAAGAUCCGGUUACCAUGCUUCCCGCCGAUGAGCUCUUUUCGGAUGGUAAGCUUGUGCCAUUGCAACUCUCCGUGAUCCGUCCUGCGGAGGCGUCGACGGUGUCGGCGGAGAUGAGAUCGCAGGAUACGCCGAAAGCUCGCCGGAGAGCGGAGGUUUCAGGUACGGAUCCUUACUUGUUCUCGCCCAAGGCACCGAGGUGUUCGAGUAGGUGGAAGGAGCUUCUAGGAUUGAAGAAACUUUACCUCAACAACAAUGCUAAGCAAGAUAACAACCACAAGGUGUCAUCGUCCUUCCCUUUGCAUAACAGUAGUAACUCUAAAUCUCUAAAGAACUUUCUCCAUCGAAGCUCAAAAUCUUCGAGCUCGGUUCUGGAGUCUUCGCUCAGUCUUCCUUUGCUAAAGGACUCAGAUAGCGAGUCCGUUUCAAUUUCGUCUCGCUUAUCUCUUUCGUCCUCAUCGUCUGGUCACGAGCACGAUGAUCUCCCGAGGCUUUCGCUUGAUUCCGAGAAGCCUAAUCUCAGUCAAAACCCGAUCGUUCUCUCAAAGAAUCAGAAUCCAAACUCCAGCACCCCUAGGGUGCGAUUAGUGAAGCGAAGGGCUGCGUCGUCCGAAAUCCCCACCGGUACGAGAAUAGAACGAAGCCCAAGGCGCAGAGCAACAACGGAAUCAACACCUGCUACAGUAGUCCGAGGUGUGUCCGUUGAUAGUCCGCGUAUGAACUCAUCGGGAAAGAUCGUGUUCCAGGGCUUAGAGAGAAGCUCAAGCAGUCCAAGUAGCUUCAACGGUGGUCCAAGAUUCAAACACAGAGGAAUGGAGAGAUCAUACUCUGCCAACGUUAGGAUCACUCCGGUUCUAAACGUUCCUGUUUGUUCACUUAGGGGUUCUUCAAAGUCGAGUGUCUUCGGAUUUCAGCUCUUUUCUUCUCCACAAAAGAGGGAAACCGGUGGCGGUGGAAGCGGUACCGCAGGAGGAAACAGAGGCCAACACAAUAACAGCAAGAACCGGACGGAUCGAGCUUGAUUCAAAUCAAUCAAUGAGCAGAGUUGACUUGAGUUUGUUGGUAAUACCUUCAACAUUGAUUUAGAAGUUUCUGUUAUGACUUUUUUUUCCCGACCCGAGGCAAUACCGCAUGACAAUGUUAGUGGUGGAAUUCAUUUCCUUUUUGCAUUUCUUCAGCUUAUAUAUAUUGUAUAUAUGCGGGGGACUGUGUUUGAUUGUUCACUGUUAGUUAUUCUAACUCUACUUCUGAGAGCUAAUGUUAGAUUAUUUUUUUUUAGGGUUUUCUUGAAAGAUUUGGAAUCUCUCUCUCUCUCUGUUCAUUUUCCUCGCAAAAUUGUUUUGUGAUGUUUUCAGACUUCUGACUGUGACUGUGAUGGGUUUGUUGUGUACGCGCUUUGAAUGCUGGUUGGGAACGUGGGAUUUGGAUUGAA